AUGCCUGACCUUGUAUGGUCUCAUUCGACGGUAGACCCGGCGCUCCUCGCGUGCGAUACGGGACUAGGAGAUGCAGCUUCUCCCCACCAGCAGGAAAUCCCGAACGGAGACUUCUCUGGUAACAAUGCAGAGAGGCGUGCGGACGAGUGCGCCACUGUACAAUGGGCCGAAAUUGACCAUGAAGCACCCAGCUUCUACACGUACGACCAUCCUCGAGAGGAAGGCGUUACAAUUCACGACCAGAACUGCCAAGAUCUGCAAGAUCUAUUCGGAUUGCACAUAUUCAACCCUGUUUCCGCCGUUGAACACGAGAUGAUAGACCCAGAGGAGCUUCAAGGAGCCCCGCAGCGCGAAGAUCAGAGGUGUCUUGAGAGCAUCGACGAGAAGGGCCCCGAGCCCGCUUUCAUUCAAGAUAUGGAGGCUCUCCAAAGUCCUGACACCAGCUUCGAAUGGAAGGAAAGGGCACUUGCCGUCAUUUUCAACAAUAUCCUGAAGUACCGCUAUUGCGACGGUGAUCGUGCUUUCCCGCCUGUGGAGUUUUACAUCCACUUGACGCACAACGAGGAGGACAGCAAUGAGAUACAGCCUCUGGUGCGUCGCUGUGCCGGGUACUUUCACCUGGCAUCGCAGAAGGCAGCAGACGACACUAUCGAGACGCUUAGGGUGCUGCGACAGACCAUUGUAUCUCCAAUCCCUCAGCCCGGACUGGAGCCCGAGGCACAGAAUGACGGAACCAGGCAGACUCAGAGCGGUCAUCUUCAGGCUUCAGAAGCGCAGUCAACUUCGAGCCAGGCCACAAAGACGUCCAAGAAGGCGUCGAAGACGAGCAAGACCUCUGCGAGGGUCAUCGAUCAUCAUAUUCCCCCAUUGAUGCGAGAGGUUAAUAAGGAAUGCUCUUUCAAAUACCGAGGUCUCAUUAGGGACUCCAGUCUAUUCCUUCAGACUGAGCGAGAAUACAUGAGGAUUCUUCGCCAGGAGUCGAAGAAAACUACCGAAGACCAAACCUGGCCCGCUGACGCUAAACACGAUCGGAGAUAUAUCCGGCAGCUUGUGGAGGCAAUCGUCGAUCUAUCCGACUUCGAGGAGAAGCGCGUUGCUCUUGCAAAGAAGCAAGCCCUAGACGAAUACGAUGCCGUGGAAGGAUCUGGCAAGAGGAAGAGGGGUGGCACCGCCCAUACAAAGCCUCCCGCGCCGAACAAAUCCGAGGCAGUCUACCUCAACCCGGAGAAAACCAGUUCCGAGAAAUUGGAAGCUGCCGUGGGCCGUAAGCUGUCUGAUGUUGAGAUCGAAAUCCAGGGCUAG
Molecule: messenger RNA, 1302 nt
Organism: Colletotrichum gloeosporioides
Lineage: Eukaryota; Fungi; Ascomycota; Sordariomycetes; Glomerellales; Glomerellaceae
Exons: 3
Coding region: 1-1302 (433 amino acids)
Source: RefSeq, a predicted model, not a curated record